Molecule: messenger RNA, 762 nt
Organism: Salvelinus fontinalis (brook trout)
Lineage: Eukaryota; Metazoa; Chordata; Actinopteri; Salmoniformes; Salmonidae
Product: cholesterol side-chain cleavage enzyme, mitochondrial-like
Exons: 4
Biological process (GO): C21-steroid hormone biosynthetic process; cortisol metabolic process; cellular response to peptide hormone stimulus
Cellular component (GO): mitochondrial inner membrane
Molecular function (GO): oxidoreductase activity, acting on paired donors, with incorporation or reduction of molecular oxygen; monooxygenase activity; iron ion binding
Source: RefSeq, a predicted model, not a curated record
UGGACGGGGGGUUCUGAAGUUAAUAUCUAUCUUCGCUUUCUUUCUUCUCUACCUUUCUCCAUUCUACUUCAUCUCAAAAUCUCUGUUUCUCACUUUUUCUCUCGUUCUCUUUCUCCAGCCAGUUGUCAUGUCCUGUAUGGAGAGCGUAUCGGUCUCUUCUCCACCUCUCCCUCCCAGGAGUCUCAGAAGUUUAUUUUUGCAGUUGAGAGAAUGUUGGCCACCACCCCUCCUCUCCUCUACCUGCCCCCCCGUCUGCUGUGGCGCCUGGGCUCCCCCCUUUGGACACAACACGCCACUGCAUGGGACCACAUCUUCAGCCACGCUGAGAAAAGGAUCCAGAGAGGAGUCCAGCGUCUGCGCUCCACCCAGGCUGCAGGAGGUGGUAGUGGGGGUACAGAGGGAGAGUUCACAGGGAUCCUGGGUCAGCUGAUGGAUAAAGGACAGUUGUCUCUGGAGCUCAUUAGAGCCAACAUCACUGAACUCAUGGCCGGGGGAGUGGACACGGUCGUUGCUGCAAAUGAGAAUGUGUUCUCAGUCAACUUACCUGGUAAAAUAACGGUAAAAUAAAAUAAAAAUAAAAAGGUGCGGGCAGCGUGGGCAAGAGCCAGUGGUGAUGCCUACAAGGCCCUACAGGGGGUGCCACUACUCAAGGGACUCGUCAAGGAGACCCUCAGGUUAUAUCCAGUGGGGAUCACUGUCCAGAGACAUCCAGUCAGAGACAUCACCAUCCAGAACUACCACAUACCUGCUGGGAUGAGAUCA